Messenger RNA from Erigeron canadensis, 2669 nucleotides. Its product is annotated as lysine-specific histone demethylase 1 homolog 1. Gene Ontology annotation, molecular function: oxidoreductase activity; protein binding. The record is from RefSeq and is a predicted model, not a curated record. The transcript is spliced from 2 exons. Lineage: Eukaryota; Viridiplantae; Streptophyta; Magnoliopsida; Asterales; Asteraceae. The coding region runs from base 78 to 2216 and encodes 712 amino acids. Gene Ontology annotation, cellular component: nucleus.
CUAACCUAUCUCUUUUACAUUCUCUUACCGGAUCAUCAUCUUCUUUCUUCCCAGCCGUCACAAUCACCACCGUCUCCAUGGAAACAACCACCGAAUCCCUACCCAAGACCACCUCCGACCACCCCAACAGCAUCUCCGACAACCCAAAUAAUGUUUCCGACAACCCCAACAACACAUCCUCUUCAUCUUCUUCCUCUGAAGAAGAAGAAGAAGAAGACAAUAACAACAUCAACGACACAUCUCUCGAAACCACCACCACCGCCGUCACUUCACCUAUACUACCCGACGACAACCUUCCAGACCCACAACCCCAACCUCGAAAACGACGUCGUCGAAAGAAACAGUUCCCUGAAAUGAUCCCAUCAUCAGGCGCCCGCAUUAUCCGUCACAAAUCAACUGAGAAUCAAGAAUUUGAAUACGGUUUUGAAGACGACUACACUUUAACUUCCCGCCGUCGCCGCCGUGCUUCGUCGGACUUAGAUGUCGAAACCCUGAUCGCGAUAUCUGUCGGUUUUCCCGUUGACUCGUUGACUGAGGAAGAAAUUGAAGCUAAGGUAGUUAGUUCUAUUGGUGGGACCGAACAAGCUAAUUAUAUAGUUGUUCGGAACCAUAUUUUGUCUAAAUGGAGAUCCAAUGUAAAUGUUUGGUUGGCUCGAGAACACGCCCUCGAGUCGAUCAGGACAGAACAUACCCACCUGGUCGACUCGGCGUAUUCGUUUUUGUUACAACAUGGGUAUAUUAAUUUUGGGUUGGCCGCACAAUCUGCAGCCAACCUGACCUUAUUAGAAGGUUCUGGGUCUGGGUUAGACCCAGAACCAUCUAGAGGGAAUGUUGUUGUUAUUGGGGCGGGUCUCGCGGGGUUGGUUGCCGCAAAGCAGUUAAUAUUUUUAGGGUUUAAGGUUGUGGUGUUGGAGGGACGGAUGCGGCCUGGUGGCCGUGUCCGGACAAAAAAAAUGACGGGUGGGGAGUGUGUCGCUGCCGCUGAUCUAGGCGGCAGCGUGCUUACGGGGAUUAAUGGGAAUCCUCUUGGAGUUUUGGCGAGACAAUUAGGGCUUCCGUUACAUAAGGUAAGAGAUAUUUGCCCUCUUUAUUUGCCUAAUGGGAAAACUGUAAAUCCUGAAAUUGAUUCGAAAGUUGAGGUUUCGUUUAAUAAGUUGUUAGACAGGGUUUGUAAGCUUAGGCAGACGAUGAUGGAAGAAGCGAAGUCGAUAGAUGUUCCUUUAGGUACAGCUUUAGAAGCUUUUAGACAAGUGUAUAGAGUAGCAGAAGAUCCUCAGGAGAAAAUGUUGUUAGAUUGGCAUUUAGCGAAUUUAGAAUAUGCAAAUGCUACAUUGAUGUCGAAUUUAUCGAUGGUUUUUUGGGAUCAAGAUGAUCCGUUUGAGAUGGGUGGUGAUCAUUGUUUCAUUCCUGGUGGAAACGAUAGGUUCAUUAGAGCUUUAGCGGAAAAUCUCCCUAUAUUUUAUAAUCAAACCGUACAAUGUGUAAAAUAUGGAUCAGAUGGGGUCUUGGUUUAUGCUAACGGGCAAGAAUAUCAUGCGGAUAUGGUUCUUUGUACAGUUCCAUUAGGUGUUCUCAAGAAGGAGACGAUUGAAUUCAUACCCGAUCUUCCUCAGCGGAAGAAAGAUGCAAUAGAAAGACUAGGUUUUGGGUUAUUAAAUAAGGUUGCAAUCUUGUUUCCUUAUGAUUUUUGGGGAGGUGAGAUCGAUACAUUUGGGCAUUUAUCAGAUAAGUCGAGUAUGAGAGGUGAAUUCUUUUUGUUCUAUAGCUAUUCGUCAGUAGCAGGUGGGCCGCUUCUUGUGGCUCUAGUGGCCGGAGAAGCUGCUAUAGAGUUUGAAAAAAUGUCACCUGUGGAAUCCGUGAACAGAGUUAUGGAGAUUCUUAAGGGCAUCUUCAAUCCUAAAGGAAUUGCCGUGCCUGAGCCACUUCAGGCAAUCUGCACUCGGUGGGGCCAGGAUCAGUUCUCUUAUGGGUCAUAUUCUUAUGUUGGAAUUGGUGCCUCUGGUAAUGACUAUGAUAUACUUGCUGAAAGUAUCGGAAAUGGGAGAUUGUUCUUUGCUGGAGAAGCAACAAACAAACAGUAUCCAGCGACGAUGCAUGGAGCUUUUCUUAGUGGGUUGAGAGAGGCGGCUAAUAUGCUUAGGAUUGACAAGAGGAGGAAGACAAAGUCAAACGUUUCAAACGGGUCAGCAACAAACCAGAAAGUUGAAGCUGAUUGAGAAUGUGAAUGACAAUUCACAUUGUUUGAUGGCUGCCUUCAUUAGCCCAACCACUCGGAAUCAUCACCAACGUUCUGAACUUUUCAGUUGCUGCUCAUGCUUUCUACCAUAAUUGUCUAUGGAUCCGUAUUCUUUGCUGCUGAGAGGGGUGCCUGAAACUGUCUGGAGCAACCAAACAGCAAGUAGACCAAGCUGUACUGGUACCCGCUUUGUUUGGUACAGUUUUUGUUUUCUGCCGCUAAAAACUGAUUUUAUUUCAAGAUUGUUUCAAUAGUUGGUUCUUGGUUCAGUUAAAUCCGAGUGGUGUUUCAAUUUAUUAACUUGAAACGGUGUCUUUUUAAGUGUAAUUUUUGUUCUUCAAAUUGGCACAAACUUGUGUAUUUGUUCUUCUAGGUACACCCCUUGGCUGCUGCUCAAAAGGCUUAUUAAAAGGAUGAUGUUUUCCUUGUUCAA